Protopolystoma xenopodis is the source of this 201-nucleotide messenger RNA. NCBI's taxonomy places the organism in Eukaryota, Metazoa, Platyhelminthes, Monogenea, Polystomatidea, Polystomatidae. The record is from the annotation of a GenBank genome assembly.
CUUAUAUAUGUUUGUGGUGGAUUCGAUGGUCAAACCCGUCUACGAUCUCUUGAAGUUUAUCAUCCUAAAAUUGAUGAAUGGCGUAUUCUCGAUGAAAUGGUUACAGCAAGAGAAGGUGCCGGACUCGUUGUUGCAGAUGAUAACUUAUAUUGCCUCGGUGGUUAUGACGGCUUUCAUUUACUAAACAGCAUGGAACUGUAA